This is a messenger RNA of Microplitis demolitor, 4892 nucleotides long. RefSeq lists its product as uncharacterized. The record is from RefSeq and is a predicted model, not a curated record. The transcript is spliced from 9 exons. Gene Ontology annotation, molecular function: calcium ion binding; protein phosphatase regulator activity. Gene Ontology annotation, biological process: protein dephosphorylation. The coding region runs from base 663 to 3626 and encodes 987 amino acids. Gene Ontology annotation, cellular component: protein phosphatase type 2A complex. NCBI's taxonomy places the organism in Eukaryota, Metazoa, Arthropoda, Insecta, Hymenoptera, Braconidae.
UUUACCAGUUUACCAGUGUCGUUUGUAGAGACUUUGUUAUAUUACACGUUACGUUUAUAAAUUCAUAAUCUAAUCAACUCUAUUUCCUGUUAAUUUUUUAACUUAUUUUUUUGUUUACAUAACUCUAUAAAUAUUUAUUUAUUUAAUUUGUGCAUAAUCAACAUACUCUAGUGUCAUAAUAAUUCAUUUAUUUAAACUUAAUUAGUUUCAAAUAAAUUUCUUCAUGGAACAUUUUUUUUUAUCAGCUACAAACUUAUUUGUGAUUUAAAUUAAUUAAUCAUUGAAGUAAAUAGUGACACAAUUCAUUUUAUUUGUUGAGUUUGCUGCUGUAAAUUCAUCGUAAUUAAAUUUAUUUUAAUUAAUUGAUAAUAUGAUGUAUGUGGAAAGAGCUUAGAGGUCCAGAAACGAUGGUACUUAGAUAGACUGGGGCAGAGAGCGGGACAGCUGCGCGCUGUUUAAGCAGAGCAAAAAAUAAGAAAAAAAUAAUAACAACAAUAAAUGAAACAGACAAUGAACGCGUCAUUGUUGUUGCUUACGCUGUCGUCGUCCUCGUCGUGGAGUGACUGGCGAGUAUGCCAGUUACUCGCUACUGCAACUCCGUAUCGGCUUAGAGAGCGUACUGCUGCUCAAAAUCGAGACUAAUUGAUAAAGUAAAUUAAAGAAUGGCUGCAACAGCCAAGCAUGAAUUGAGACAAAAGUUUCCGGGCGAGUCCUCGGGUGAAGAAGACAUUGCAGCAAUCGCUAAACAGAUAAGUGAUCACGCAGAGGCGAUUUAUCAGUCGUGGAAGAGUCGUGGACUAGCGCCCGCAGAAAUAUUUAAUUGUCAUAAUAACGCAACUGCCGCAGACGAGUUUGAUAGUGCGUUGACACCUACAUUGUCACCAAAUUCACGAGGAAUUCAACUGGAGAAUAUUCUUAAAGUAGGUAGUGCCGGACAAUCAUACAGUCCGCCACCACCUAGAUUGGAUAAUAAUAACACUCUGGAGAAACUGGUUAAUAAUUUUGUCGUCGAGGACAAGGCACGGCAACAACGUACAUCAUCCUAUAUAACUAAAAAUCUACCGUCUUCCAUACAAUCUGCUCUGGAAAGAUUUGAACGUAGUUCUGCUGCUAACGUAACAAAUAUUCGGCAUCAACAGCAACAGCAACAGACAAGACCAAAAAUAGCUACCAAGUCGUCUUUGUCGUCGCCGUUGGCAUCACCAUCGUCGCUUGGCGAGACUAUCGAAACUAUACUGCCGGCAGACUUGCCUGGAAAUGGUACAACAAGCCAGCCAAAACGUCCGCUAAGUGUUUUACUAAAUACAACAACGCCCACUAAUACAACCGCCGGAGAAUUGUCUAGGCCGAAUCAAAGUUCAGGUUUGACGACCUGGCCUCUUAAAAAUAAAUUGUUUACCGACUCUUCCGUAGUGGCUCGGGUCAAUGCCUCCAAAGCUAACGUAGCUUCCUCGUAUCUUGAUGAAGUUGCGCGUGAAGAAGAGAGACUUAUUAAUGCUCUCAAGACAGGCGUUGUUAUUGAUGAGGAUGGAAGUUCGCCAGUUCCUGUCCGACAAAAACCCGCUAUUAAAAAAGAAAAACCUAAGCUCGUGACAAAUGGCGUUGUACUUGAGCGUACGUCGCAAUUUAUCCAGCAAAUUCAACAGGCGAAAAAAAUUGAAGAACGUAAAAGCACGAGUACGGUAGUAGAAAAACUUGAGAAACAUCAAUUGCAGCAGCAUCAGCAACGACAACAACAGCAGCAACCACAACAAAAACACCACCAGCAGCAGGAGGUAAAAGAAGAACGUCAAGUUCAAAUAGUGGCAUCUAAAUGGGGUCCUCGGAUCACGUCACCGAGACCUAGGAUUGAUCAAGUACCACAUCCUGAACUCACGAACCAACAAAAGCAACAUAUACGUGCUGCUGCAGCUGCCGCUGCUGCUACGGACUCUUCAAGCUCAGCGGGAAACAAUGCUAAUCCAGUGAGACCUUUUCUUACCCGAGGAUCCGUCGCAGAGAGAGUAUUGAUCUUUGAAAAAUGCCCGAGUGAACUUUUACUCGACAAACGUGGCCCACGACAACCUGGAGGACCAUCAUCGAGAUUUAAUUCCAAUAAUGACGGCAAGCCACAGUCUUCUUACGUACGUGAGAGAAUACAGCAACAGCAAUCAAGGGCCUUGCCGCCUCAUACAACUUUACAACGGCAUGUCAAAGCCAAUAAAAACGUCCGUAUACCCAGAUUUUAUUUCCCCGGUGGUAAGCCUACUCCGCCUACACAACUGGAGGCAACGAUUGCAAAAAUAAAUAAAGCCUUCGAGAGUCUCCCGGGACAUCGUGCUUCACGCUCACAAUUUCACAUUAUUACAAAAGCUUGUGAGCUGCCACUUUACUGGAAGGUUCCGCUUUUCUUAGCUGCAGGUGGUGAUGCAACGACUUGCAUUGAAAUGAAUGGUUUUAUUGAAUUUUGGGAAGAAAUUAAUAAAUCGUACCACGAUCCAGCCAGUAAAUUUAUAAGAAUAACUACACGUGGUCUGAGAAAUUAUAUACUACCAGAAGAUCUUGUUGCUAUGAUACAAGAUGUUGUUGAUACUCAUCCAGGAUUAACUUUCCUUAAAGAAGCUACGGAAUUUCAUUCUCGUUAUGUCCACACUGUAAUUGCUAGAAUAUUUUACUGUGUAAAUCGUAGCUGGAGCGGUAAAAUAUCCGUUACGGAAUUACGACGUAGCAACUUGUUGGCUGUUAUUGGUAUUCUAGAACACGAAGAAGAUAUAAACCAGGUGACGUCCUACUUCAGCUACGAACACUUUUACGUUAUAUAUUGCAAAUUCUGGGAACUUGAUCGUGACCAUGAUUUAUUUAUCAACAAAAUGGACUUAACUCGGCACAAUGAUCAUGCAUUAUCGACGAGACUGAUAGAAAGAAUAUUCAGCGGUGCUGUAACAAGAGGUAGGGGUAAAAGUGGUGAAGUACGUUUGCAAGAAGAAAAAAUGAGUUAUACUGAGUUUGUAUGGUUUCUACUUAGUGAAGAGGAUAAAAAUUAUCCCACUGCUAUUGAAUAUUGGUUUAGAUGUAUGGAUCUGGAUGGCGAUGGUUACCUUUCUAUGUAUGAACUUGAGUAUUUCUACGAAGAACAAUUACAUCGGAUGGAGGCCAUUGGAUUGGAAACUCUACCAUUUGAAGACUGUCUUUGCCAGAUGCUAGAUAUGAUUAAACCGAAAAUUCCAGGAAAAAUUUCGUUGAGUGAUUUGAAGAAAUGUAAAAUGACUUCGAUAUUUUUUGAUACAUUCUUUAAUCUUGAAAAAUAUCUUGAUCAUGAACAACGAGAUCCUUUUGCUUCAACUAGAGAUCAUGACGCCGAAGGCCAUGAACUCUCAGAUUGGGAUCGAUUUGCGGCUGACGAGUAUGAGUUAUUGGUUGCUGAAGAAAGCGGAAAUGAACAAAAUGAUCAAAUGAUGUAUGAUAACGGAAUGGAUGAAGAUGGUUUUACAACUAUAAAUACAUUGCCAGACGAGUCAAAUGACCGAAAUAAAAAACGUGAUUGUAAUACAAAGAGUUAUCAAGAUACCGGUGAAACUCGUCGUGAUUCGAAAAAUCAAAAUUACGACAGCGGAGAUAGCGAUGAUUAUGCUGAGAGUGACAACUGAUAUACGGUAUAAUGAUAACAGUAAAAAAAAAAAAAAAAAAAAAAAAAAGAAAAAAAUGGUAUCAUAAAAAUUGUGCCAUUAUUUCAGGCCGAUUUAAUGAUAUAAUUAUUCAAAAAUUAUUAUAAUCAUUUAUAUCUAAGUGCCAUGAACUAUUUUAUUUUUAUUUAUAAACCCAUACGGUUUAUUAAGUUUGUUUUGUAAAUAGUAAAUCGAGUUGUUUCAAAUUUUGUCAUUAGUUAUUAAUUAUAUUACGUUUUUAAUAUAUAUUUAAGAAUUAACGAGUACGUUUAAUUAAUUUUAUAGAAGAUCGAUAAUUAGUAAUCAUCUACGUGCCUCGAGUGGUGCAAAAAAUUUUCAGUUUAUAUUAAUUAAAUAAUCGACGCGAAUAAUAUGAACAUCAUCUUAUAAUAUAUAUAUAAAUAUAUAUACAUCAUCAUACAUUAGUACAUACUGUCAUUUGUACUUGUUAAAUACUAUAGGAUCCAUGUAAACAAACUACAGAUAAUUAUUUAUCUGUUCUAUUAAUCAAUACAUUACUACUAUUAUUCAUAUAUUUGUUUAAUUGAUAGUUUUGUAAUCGUACUGUUGUUUUUGGUGAGAAAAAAAAUUUAACACUUGUUUUUAUUUGUUUUUUUACGAAUUAGUCAUCGCCGAUAAAUAUUUUAUCGACAUAAUUAUUAUCAGUAAAAAACACUAUUCUAGUCUAAUACGUGCUAGUACACGUACAUUAUGGAAUCAAUAUAUACAUAUAUAUAUUCUUUUUUUGUUUAUUAUUCGUUAAAACUGCAAUGGCAGCUCAAAAAAGUAAAUCUGUGGUUCCAAUUUGUCGUUGAUAUUUUUAAUCAACAGCCAGUUAUAUUCUAUAGUAUAAUCGCGUUUUAUUAUCUUUCCAAAGAUGUAAUUAUAGAGCUAAUAUGUAAACACGAGGCUUGUUAUCACUUUUUUUUUAAUUAAUUAAUUAAUUAAUCUUAUUAUUGAUUAAUAUUAUAUCAAUAAAUAUAUGUAAGUCAUUGGACUCGUAUAAUUGCGAUCGCGCGCCUAAUCGCGGAUGUUUAAUUGUUGCAUUUUAUUGUAUUUCAAUAUUGUUAUUGAUAUGUACUCAUUAUUAGUUAUCAUUAUUAUUAAUAUUAUUAUUAUUAAGUAUCCAUAGAUUUAUUAUUGUUCAGACAUUUUUAGGUGCGAUAUCGGCAGGUUUUUUUUUUCAUCUUUAUUUUAUAUAUCAAUUAUUAAUUUUAUAUAUAUAAUUAUUAUUAAAAAAUUAACUUG